AUGUUAUCAUUAACCAGAUUGGCGUCCGCUUCAACAUCAUCAUCGAUGUUGUUGUUUAAACAAUUCUCUACAGGUUCCGCAUUGCUAUCAGCUCAUAGUAUUCCAUCAGCUACUAAAUUGAGACUUCUUAAGAUCGAUGAGUUAAUGAAAAAUAAACCAAAGAGACCAUUGAAUUCGUAUAUGUUGUAUUGUGCAGAAAAGAGACCAAUCUUAUCUAAGAGUCAUCCCGAUAUGAAAAAUCCAGAAAAGACAAAAUUGAUCUCUGCACAAUGGAAUUCCCUUUCAGAGUCAGAGAAGAAACCAUACAAAGACGAGGCAGCAAGAAAUUUAGAAGCUCAUUCGAUCGUGAUGAAUGAGUUUACAAAGACAUUGCCACCUAAGAAACCUGCAGGUCCCUUUGUAUUGUUCUCUAUGGCCAUUAGACCUCAAUUAAAUGAAGAAUAUCCAAUGUUAGAUUUCGGCGAGAAGUCUAGGAUUACUGCUGCCAGAUGGAAGGCUCUAGAUGAAGAAUCAAAGGCUCAUUAUGGUGAAAUAUAUUCUAGAAAGAUGAAAGAAUGGCACGAUGAAAUUGAACGGGUGUAA
Molecule: messenger RNA, 582 nt
Organism: Maudiozyma barnettii
Lineage: Eukaryota; Fungi; Ascomycota; Saccharomycetes; Saccharomycetales; Saccharomycetaceae
Gene: ABF2
Product: DNA-binding protein ABF2
Exons: 1
Coding region: 1-582 (193 amino acids)
Source: RefSeq, a predicted model, not a curated record